AGAAGGAGGGGUCUUCCUUAGCCUCAACCUUAAGUCUCCAGUACUGUAAUUCAGAUAAUUCAGUGUACAUACCAGACUACAACAUAGUACAUAAACUCGCUAUAGUCGCCGUCUACCUUAUACCUAUUAGCACCUAUAGGUGUGCAGGUAAGGCGGUGACCUCAAUCGCCCAAAUGUACCUAGGUACGUAUUGAGGUCCUUCUACAUUUAUACAUUUAUUUUUACCUUUCUCAUUAGAUGAACCGUGUCUCUCAACGUACAUAUCUGUUACAACUAAUCCAAACCGGCCCAAUCAACUUCCCAACAAUACCUGACAUCACAUCACCUAUCCAACCAAAAAAACAUAGCAACCAUCCACCAACACAAUUUCUUCGAAGUGAUACUCACACUCUAGACUCGACACAUCUAGAAAAGAUAGCAUUUAAAUAUACCUAGGUAUGUCCAAGUGGCUCGUCUAGAUACCGUCGCUUCAUUCGUAGCGAAGCAUCCGUCUUCAAUAACCAUCCAAGUCCCUAGCUUAGAUUCUUACAGGUGUUUCGUUGGUGCUAUGAAUCAGAUGGCGGACGAUCAUUUAGCCAAGACGGAUGAUGAGGCUCGUAGCCGGCUAGCUCUCGAUUACACAUAUGGCUUUGACAUUUCCGGUAAAUCUCAAGAGUGGUACCUCGGAGACAUAAUAGUGAACGGAUGGGCGUCUGAGGAUGACAUCAAACACUUCACUCACCACAGCCUGAUGCGUGGCUAUGAAGAGUGGCAUCUGAUGUUCUCCUGCGCAAACACUUUGAAAGAAUUGAAAGAAGCCUCUUCUUUCGAUGACCCUCUCGAGGGACAAGACCUCCUCACCUUCCUCACCGAGGUUCUCUCCCCACGCUCUGGCCCUCUAGAUGGUGUCAUCAGCGGACAGGCGUCGAAUCUUCAUAAAGACGUUGCACAAGAACCUCAACCUCCUCAGACAAGCACGAAACCAGGAAAAAGGAAGAGAGAUGCAACUCACGAACAGACAGAUCCAGAGCAGCCUACCAAGAAACACGGUAUGAACAAGAUAUCGCCAUUCUGGUCCGCAAAUAACCCAGAUUCUUCCCUUCAGCAAUUCCACCAGUCAGCGGAUGACAAAAAGGAGUCGAAAAGCGAGAAGAGGAAGAGUAGGAAGAGCUCAAAGAAGAUAAAGAGAGACAGAAAGGCUAGAGAGUCACUGCCCGAGUCUAUCACUAUGCCUCUACCUGAGAGCCUAAUUCUUCAAGAAGUCCUCAAAGUUCGCCACAGCCAAGAAAACAUCUCUACAUCGCUGGAAUUCCGUAAUGCCGAACAGGAGAUAAAUCCUCCCCGGGAGUCUAUGAGUGGCCAGAGUGGUGUUUUGCAUACUACUCUUCCGCUACGCGUUUCUCAUACAAAUACUGAAGCAGAAAAGUCAUUAGCAGGCUUGCAAUCAUCAUCACCUACACCCGGAAAUGUUGAAAGAACCUUAGGCGCAGCUACGUUAAGUUUAGGCAAAUUAGACGAAAAUAGGGGACCAGAAAUCAACGGUGCAGCAUCUCAUGGGAGAGAUAACACGCCUCCUCAACCAGUAGCAACAUGUCUGACUCCAAAACGCAAAACGAAGUCCCCUUACUUUGACACAAUGGACAUGCUUAACCCGCUUAAGAUAAAAUAUCCCCGACCUCCUCGAGGAACAGUUCCUUGCGUACCUUUCCCACGUUUAGACGCCCCCAAUUUCGGCUUGAUUCAAGAAGACCUCGCAACCGAUCCUCUUCGUUUGCUUAUCGCAGUGACCUUUCUGAUACGAGUAAAGGGGAAACAUUCAAUACCCGUGUUCCACGAUAUCGUAGAAAAGUAUCCGACACCGAGACAUCUAGCAGAAGCAGAUACAAACGAUAUAAUAACAAUGAUUAGACACCUCGGUCUUUCUGCGGUUCGAGCUACUGCAAUUCAGAAAUAUGCACGAAUAUGGAUAGAGAACCCACCUCGAGCUGGCAUUCGAUAUGGCGUGAAGAAUUAUCCACGGCUGGGAGACGGGGCCGACGUCCGGACUGCAGAAAUAUUAAGUCCUGACGAUCCCAGGUCGUCGGCUUGGGAAAUUGGCCACAUGACACAAGGUCGGUAUGCUAUAGACAGCUGGAGAAUAUUCUGUAGGGAUGUCCUUCUCGGCCGUGCAGAAGACUGGAGAGGUAAGGGGCGCGAAGGAGAAUUCCAACCUGAGUGGAUGCGAGUGUUGCCAGAAGAUAAGGAACUCCGUGCUUGUCUUAGGUGGUUAUGGAUGCAGGAGGGCUACGCGUGGGAUCCGAAAACAGGAGAGAAGGAUAUCCUCCCGGAAGACUUGCGUAGGGCGGUUAAUGAGGGUCGAGUUGCGUAUGAUGACGCUGGCGAGCUGAAAAUACUGGACAAGGAGGCUCCUACGGGGAAUGGUGCCCUUAAAGGUAUACAGUAG
Molecule: messenger RNA, 2422 nt
Organism: Daldinia loculata
Lineage: Eukaryota; Fungi; Ascomycota; Sordariomycetes; Xylariales; Hypoxylaceae
Product: DNA glycosylase
Exons: 2
Coding region: 548-2422 (624 amino acids)
Biological process (GO): DNA repair
Cellular component (GO): nucleus
Molecular function (GO): catalytic activity; DNA binding
Source: RefSeq, a predicted model, not a curated record